This is a messenger RNA of Ruditapes philippinarum (Manila clam), 498 nucleotides long. RefSeq lists its product as uncharacterized. The transcript has 4 exons. The record is from RefSeq and is a predicted model, not a curated record. NCBI's taxonomy places the organism in Eukaryota, Metazoa, Mollusca, Bivalvia, Venerida, Veneridae. The coding region runs from base 35 to 463 and encodes 142 amino acids.
CUUAGCAUUAUUGUUGGUAAAAAAGCACAUAAUAAUGAUGAUGAUCUUUUUGAUUUAUUUCUUGAUGUGCGUAUUUUCCGCAUGCGGACUUUUCUGUGAUAAGCCAUGUGACGUAUGUCCGAAAUAUACUAACGGGAUUCCCAAAUCAGACAAUUUCAUAACAACUGUUAAUGUUCCAGCAGAAUGCACCAAUGGAACUUUCAACUGGCAUUAUCCCAAAGGACACACCAUGCUACAUUUUCAAAAUGUGAAAGAGCUGAGAAGAACUAUCUGUAUAAGAGACAGUCAAUGUGGCGAUUUCUUCAAUAUAACGGAAAAGGCUACGAAUGAACGCCUGGGGCCAUUUGAUGAUAAAAUCUCAGCCUGUUUUAACGCAACAUUCGCACGAGACAUUGUUAUUCAAGUGACCGCUCAUCCAGAUAAUGUUUACUUUGGAGGGUUUGAAUACAGAAUAUACAGAUAAAAUGUGUAGAAUUUCGAAAUAAAAUGUGAAAAUAA